Trichoplax adhaerens is the source of this 798-nucleotide messenger RNA. RefSeq lists its product as uncharacterized. Gene Ontology annotation, cellular component: post-mRNA release spliceosomal complex. The record is from RefSeq and is a predicted model, not a curated record. The annotation marks the transcript as partial. Lineage: Eukaryota; Metazoa; Placozoa; Uniplacotomia; Trichoplacea; Trichoplacidae. The transcript is spliced from 8 exons. Gene Ontology annotation, biological process: mRNA splicing, via spliceosome.
GAUUCCGAAAAUUUCACUUUAGACGAUAUGUUUGAAAGCAGUCUAGCACGUGAAUUGACCCCAGGACAAAAAUAUGAACGUGAAAAACGGAAAGCGACAAUUGAGCAACACAAGCUAAUGGAAAAGCAAUCCAAAUGUCCGUUUUGUAUAGAUAGUAGUAUCUUUGAGAAACAUUUACUGAUUGCUUUGGGCAUCAAGGUUUACCUAUCAUUGCCUAGUCAUCGCCCUUUAACGGACGGUCACUGCUUUAUUGUUACAAUGGCUCACGAAUUAGCUAGAACUGCCUUGGAUGAAGAUGUUUUGCAUGAAAUAAACGUUUAUCGGAAAGGUUUGACGAAAAUGUUCGCUGAGAAGGGGAUGACUGCAAUAUUUAUUGAAACAUGUAUAAACAUAAGGCAUCACCGUCAUUUAUGCAUCCAGUGCUUACCAGUUCCACAAGAAAUUGGCGAUAUGAGUCCCAUAUACUUUAAGAAAGCUAUCCAGGAAUCAGAUACAGAAUGGUCUCAAAAUAAGAAACUGAUUUCGUUUAGUGAAGCGAAAUUGACUCAUUCAAUACCUAAAGGAUUUCCGUACUUUGCGGUUGAAUUUGAGUUAAAUGGAGGCUUUGCUCAUGUCAUUGAAGAUGAAGAUUUAUUUCCUUAUUACUUUGGGCAGGAGAUUAUUGGUGGAAUGCUAGACGUUGAUCCAUAUUUAUGGAGACGACCGCCGAAGGAGAACUUUAGUCAACAGCAAAAACGAGUUAUUGAGUUUUCAAAAUGGUGGAAACCGUAUGAUUGGACGCAGAAGAUUGAACGAUAA